AAUAUAAAAUACUGAAUGAAAUAUAAAAUACUGAAUGAAAUAUAAAAUACUGAAUGAAAUUGUGAAUGAAAUACAAUAUAUAAGCAAUGAAGUGUCAGCAUAAUUUUUUCACUAUUCUCACAGCUGAAUAACAAGUUAAAUCUGAACUACAAAUUCACAAGUUCAGUAGGGUAUAAGGCAUGACUAUGCUCAACUGGAACUUCAAGGAAAACAUACUCAGGAGAGAACCGGGGUUGAAAAUCGACAAAGCAGAAAUCCUUUAUUCAUGGAAGAAUUACGAGUUUAAUAUUUGAAUGAAUCAUGAAAUUAUCAUAGUUUGAAUUUUGAGAAUUCCUAACUCAGAGUAUUAGUAAUCAAAAAGUUUAAAACAAAUAAUAAAUAAUUGACAAAAAUUAUUUUGCCAAGAAUCAUGUAGUGAUAAAAAUGAUUCUGCUUCCACCUCACCCCUCCCUCCCAAAUAUCGCMAUUACAAAAACCCCAUCUCAUCAAUUACCAUAUUGUCAAAAUGUAAAUCACCAACAUGCUUUCCKUCAAGACUGACACCUUCUCUAGUUUCCAGGGCCCCUUGAAGUUCAAUGAUAGUCCAGUCUUCAACACAGGGAUCCCUASAAAUACGUGCACAUCAUAACAAUGGUAGCCCAAUCAGAGUUCAAAUCUUUUGUUAUUUCUAGUGACGACAUUGCACACGGUUGCUAUGCAGCUUUCACUAUUUCUGACCUUUUGUGCAAUUUAAGACGAGAUGUUCAGAGAGAAAGAUAACACAAACCGGAACUUGAAAUGUAAUGAGUUACAAACAGACAUAAUGUGAAUAUUGAUCGAUGGUUACUAUGGCGACAGACUKCAAGCAAAGCUAAAACUUGACCUCUUCAUUUAACAUAGCAUUAAUUUACUUCCACAAUGCACAUCGAGCUCGCUGCUCUUGUUUUUAUUCUUUGCGUUGAUUUAUCAUUUCUUCUUCGAGUUUCGAGGCCACAACCAACCUCCAGGCCCAGGCCCAAUACCAUGGCCAGUGAUCGGCAAUUUGAUGCUUUUUGAAAAAGAUCUGCAUCUCGCACUGACGAAGCUUGGAGAGAAGUAUGGCAAGAUUUGCCGAUUGUUUUCAGGACACAAAAUGAUGGUGGUGGUGAGCGGGGAUAUGAUCAAGAAGCCCUCGUUAGACAUCCUAAGCAAUUUGMAGAUCGUCCUCCUGAUAUGGUGUAUGCGUAGGGGAGGUGCUGGCCCGAUCGGAGCUGUUCAUGUUUCUUUGCAUGUCGACUAUUGCAGAAGUUCAAGUUUGAGAAUCCAAGUGGGUGUGGGCUGCCAUCACUGGAAGGAGAAAGUGGCUUGACCUUACAUCCUAAGCUGUACCACGCUMGUGCAGUAAAAAGACAAUAGGAUAACAGAAGUUUGCAAUUAUUGAAAGAAUAUAUUAUAUGAGUAGAAAAGGCCUGGGAAGGCUGUCCUGGCUGUUGAAAAAGACGUAAAACCGCAAUAAUGAACUCUUUUAUUUUUCUCUAGUUAACUUUGAACUGGCUUCUUAUGAAUAUUCUACUUAUAAGGAUUUAUGAAGUUUAGAAGAUAUUUGUGUUGUAUUUCCUUAUUUGGACUAAUCAUUUACUAUUUAGUUUUGAGAAACUUUGAUUCCAAGGAUGUUACAAGUGAUACAUGUUAUAUAACUAAUUCAAAAACGACAAUCGGGCGACSUAUGUUUGACCACACCAGCAAACAUUUCCAACAUUUCUGAUGACGUUUGCUGUUGAUGUGAAAAAGAAAUUACCGUCAAAAAUAAUUUGAUUGACAGGUGUCCUUAACGGAAGACGUUCAGAACAGUCACAGUUAACCUGAGUAUCAGGCCUUCGAGGGGGCCUGGGGAGGAGAGGAGUGUAAAAGGGAAUUUUUCCUUCUCCUUCCGUUUUUCCCUCUCGAGAGCCUGAUACUCAGGCUACUAAUCCGUAGGUAUUACUAACAAUCAUGGGCUUCCUGUCUUUUUUGGGAGUUAGAAGAGGGAGAAUGGGGGCGAGAGAGGGGAGGUGUCACUUGUCCCUAGCGAUUACAAAGGAAGCAAAGGAGGAAAAAAGAGUUGCCUGAGAAAGAGACGAAGUCAAACUCACAUCAUAAUUAGUCAGGACAUACUAGUAUAAUCUUCUGAGUAUCCAGCUGAGCUAAUGACGUAACCUUGUGCUUAAAGGUCUUUUCUGCUAAAAUCCCAGUGUCAAAUUUACACAUCAAUAACAAAUGCUCAAGCACAAACAAUUGUCAAAGAAGACCAUUUGCGCCCACUUACAGUCAAGGGCACUUGRAAGCAAACAUAUGUCGGUUAACAUGCAAAAUGUGGGCAAGACGAGACGAAAUUGACGGAAGGUGGGCGCAAUUCAAAUACAUGUGAACUUCCGAUUGGCAUUCUUGUUUGUUAUGAAGGGAUGGUGUUUUAUAUCUAAAAAAAAUUGGAAGAAAUUUGACGGCUUUGUAACUACGAUGUCUAGUAAAAGACCUUUUAACGCCCUCGUACUGUAGAACGUGCAGGACGGUAAACCAUAGGUAUUACUCGCUGAGGGCACGUAACUUGGUCCACAACUGGCACUCGCUGCUGCAGAUAAGCAGAACUUUCAGAAACGAUGAGUUUUGGAUGCAAAAUCGCGAUGGCACUGUGCAACGUGAAGAUCUUUGGCUGUUUACUUCUGGUUUUGACAAGUGCAGCAUCUUUACCCACUAAAGSACCUCGAUGCCACAUUUCUCGCAGCAAUUCUCCAACUUUCAACUGGCGAAAAUCACUGCACUUCAACUGCAGCAUUACACAUGGUGGUGCUUCUAUGAUUUCCUGGAAAAUCAAUGGUACUAUUGUAAAGAAAACUCAAAGACCAGUAAACUGGCUUGGUUUGUUGUUAAGUGACAAAUCAAAUUCAGGAAUUUUGCAAUGCGAAGCAAAAACUAAAAUGGGAGACGUUUCUUGUGAAGUGAAACUAACAGAUUUCCCAAGAAUCACAACGCGUGUCCAUUUUUAUGAGGUCUUUGUUGAUGAUCGGCUGGUCGUUCCCUGUAAGUCCACAGGAAGCCCAAAGCCCUCUCUAACAUGGUCAAAACGUAAUAAGGUSUUACWUGAAACCACAAUGCCUCAGUCAAUUACAUUACAGAAAUCARGUGACGGACUUGAUUUGGUGAUCCAGAAAGCAUCCAAUGCGCAUGACGAUGUUUAUGURUGYCGUGCUGUGAAUGCCUUGGGUCAGGAUACCCAUCAUGCUGUGGUGUCUGUAUUAUUACGUACUGUUCAGAGACCACCUCGCGCCGUUCCGCUCACACGAACAACAACAGUUAAAUAUGGCAGCAAUGCUUUUCUCGCUUGUACAGUAAAUAACACACCAGAGAAGUACACRGCAUUCUCCUGGGACUUCCAUGGCAGAAUGAUUCAAACCUCGAAACGACUCAAGACAGAAGAAACGUUUUCUGUGAUCCUUCAAAAUCAGUACAAGAUUGAGCGUGCUGUGAUGUCAUUGGCUAUAAGUCACGUGACGUUUCAAGAUGCUGGGGUAUACAAAUGCAGCGCGGCUAAUCAYGUCGGYCAYGACCAGGCYCUCAUCAAGCUUGUAGUUGAAGGUAAUGACGGUGAUGAUGAUGAUGAUGAUAAAGACAUAUAA
Molecule: messenger RNA, 3611 nt
Organism: Exaiptasia diaphana
Lineage: Eukaryota; Metazoa; Cnidaria; Anthozoa; Actiniaria; Aiptasiidae
Product: immunoglobulin superfamily member 10
Exons: 6
Coding region: 2595-3611 (338 amino acids)
Biological process (GO): homophilic cell-cell adhesion
Cellular component (GO): plasma membrane
Source: RefSeq, a predicted model, not a curated record